Messenger RNA from Prorocentrum cordatum, 1061 nucleotides. The record is from the annotation of a GenBank genome assembly. NCBI's taxonomy places the organism in Eukaryota, Dinophyceae, Prorocentrales, Prorocentraceae.
GCAGCCAGGACACGGGCGAAGAUUUCAAGCCUGCGACGCGCGGGCAGGCGUACGCCGCGAUCUCGUGGGCCCUCGGCGCCUGCCUGGCUUUCGGGCUGACGCACUGGGCGACGGGCGUGCUCCAGGAUGAGACCUUGACCUUCAGCGGCAAGGCUGCGAUUGACCGCGCGGGCGCGAUCGAGUUCAUGUGCAUCAUGUCCGGGCUGCUCUCCUCGCUCUUCAGCUAUGCCCUGCUCACCCGCCCUGGCGGUAGGGCCCUCGCCUGCCAGUGCCACGAGGUCCUCGGACUGAAGGACGGCGUUCCCUCCGUGGCAAACCUUCUGGUUGGAGCAGUCCACUUCCUGGCCCUCAGCGUGCAGCGCCACGUGCUCGAGAAAGACCUGACCGAUGCAGGUCCUCUGCUGACCAUUGUGAGCAGCGACACGGUCGUCAUCAGCAUGUAUUUCUACCUGUUCGCGGGAGAGGUGGUGAGCCGUUCUGGAGUGUUCGGCAUUGUCCUUGUCCUGGUCGGGAAUGUUGUCUCCUCCUCGGCCGUAGCGGCGUUGUCGAUCGAACCUGUAGCAAUGGCCUUAAGUCUUGUCACCAUGCUGUUGUUUGCCGCGGCGGCCAUUUGGAUGCGUCUCGGAUCCAAAGGUACCUCCGCGGCCGCUAGUUUCGUGAUCCGGUGUCAGACGUUGUCUCUAGCAGCCGUGUUGGGCAGUGUCGUACGUGGUGGUAUGGAUGGCCAGACAGAUUUGUUAUUUUUUGCAGUUCUCGCUUGUUUGGCUCUCCUACAUGAUGUUGGUAUCUUUUGCAUUACGAAAGCUUUGGCAGAUCCUUUGGCAGGAGUGUGUUCUGCUAUUUGGGGGUCAAAUGCUGUAGUGGUGCUCCUCCUGAACAUCAUUGUCUUGCGCAAGUUCCCGAAUGACGUUGCGUUGAGCGGAAUGUGCUGUACCGUCGCGGGGAUCCUCGUAUGUUCGACGUGCAGCCGCAAGCCAGAGGCCGUCCCAAUAAAGAACAGCGGCGACAAGGUCGGCUCGGGGUCCGAUGCAGAUGCUGGGUGUUCUGCGGAGUCAGAGUAG